AUGGGAGAGACGGUGCAUACAACAGCUGUUGCCUGGGUUCUUCAACAUUCAAGAAAGCCACUGUUGAAUCAUAUCAACGUUAAAAAUUCUGGUAUCAUGUCGACCUAAGACAGCAUACAUUGAAAAUAUCCAGAAGAAAAGCAGCCAUUCCUCACACCUGACCAGGCUGAAUGUGUUUGGUCAGGUGACCCCAGUUGCUAUGAAGCACUGAAGUCAAGCACCUGUUCUGUGGAGUCAAAUGAAUAAUUCACACACCUACUACACUGAGUAGAGCAGAUCAUGGGCUGAUCAGGACCGCAGCAGUGGAGCAGGUCGUUGCUCCGAUUGCGAGUCACCUUUGUUACCUGGUGCUGCUGUGUGACAGUGCAGAGGAUGUGGAGCAGUUCAGCCAGCUGGAGGAGGCGGCUCAGGCUGUGGCUAAAGCUACGGAGAACAUGGCAGCAGUCACGUCCAGGCAUAUAAGUGACACAGAAGAUGAAGUUCUGCACAUGGAGAUGUCAUCGCUGUUGGAGUCAGUCAGUGUUUCAGGACAACAUGUGCUCCUAGCAGCCCAGAAACUCACCAUCCAGCCUGGUUUAACCGAGCACAGAGAGGAGCUCAUCACUGCUACACAAAACGUCUUCUUAGGAGUAGUCAAGGUUCUGUUAGUGGACGAUGAUGCUAAAGUCAGAAGAGUUGUAGCUGCUGCUGAUGAAGUUUUGGAGCGCCUUUCCCAGCUCGGCUCCUCCUCGGACAUCAAAUCUCUGCUCAAGUCCUUUCAGAUGUUUUCUGAGGCUCUUCUCCACCUCAAAAGUCUAACAGUGGAGAGAGCAAACUCACUACAGGAUCCCAGACAAACCCAACAGCUUCUUGAUUCCUCGGAUAUCCUGAGGAAGUGCAUUUCCAUGCUGCACACAGCCAUGUGUACGACCAUCAAACACCCUACCAGCGAACAGGCCAAGGAAGCCAAGAGGUACAUCCUGGACAAGGUGCAGAGCACAGUGAACGACAUUGUUAUCACCCUGAAAAGUGAAUGCCAGAGCGGAUCACUUGGACCCUGUGGGUACUACACAGCUAGGAGGAAUAAUCUGCUGCAAAUACUUACAGACUCCUCCACCUCGUCAAUCCAAGGCAGUGGCUUCAACAGCUUGGUGAGAGAUCUCGUUUUUCAUUGCAUGGUGAUUGCAAACUCCUCUCGCAGAGAGUUUCAGCAGAAAGUGGUGGGCCACAAUCGUCAAAUCCUGCAGUUUUGGGCGGACAUACAAAAUAUCUUAAAGUCCCCAGAAGAUUCUGAGCUUAGCUUUGAGAAGACCUGCAAAUUAUUGAUCCAACAAAUACAGAUGCUUGACAAAAUUUUGAUGACCAGCGCUCUUUAUCAAGUCUUGGAUACAUUUCUCUCAGCUUCUUCCACACUUAAGGAACUUUUAAGUGUCAUGAAACAGACUCUAGCUGUAGAGUCUUCAACAGAUCUUGAUCUGAGCAUUAUACAGCCUCUGGUUGAAGAUUUUAUAUCCUCCACUGAUGGGAUAAUCCAGUUGGCAAGCUUCGUCUCAUCUGUGGCCGCUGACGCCAAAAGUUUGGAGAAUGUGGAGAACUCACGAGUGUGCCUCACACGACUCAGAGCUCAGAUCGCGCCUCUUUCCUUGGAGUUGGCGGAUAAUUCAGUGCAGACAGUUCGAAAACUUAAUGAGGUGUGUCAACAUUGGGAAGAGGAGACAAGUCAGCUUAUAGAUGCUCUUAGUGAUGUCCUAGAUGUGAGGGAGUUCACCAGUGUGGCUAUAAAUGAGAUGGUCAAUGAUCGGCAUGGAUGUGACUCAGCGUACAGAGAGCAGAGCUAUAAACUCUUCAACGAACAUGCGAUGAAUCUAAUUUCUCACAUGAAGAUGGUAGUUCAGUCUGUAAGGAGGCACUUGGAGAGAAGUGAUGACCCCAUCUACAGGAAUGGCCUCCUGGUUCUGCUGAAACAGGUUCAGACGUCUCAAGCCGAAGUGGGCGAAUCAGUCAGAGACAUGCUAGUUGGUUCAAGUUUAAAUGUAGAGGUUUAUUCUACUUUUUCAAAUAAUGUCUCCAUGGCAGUUCAGCAUGUCAAAGUGCUCAGAAAGGGACUGGACGGACAACAUCAUCCACAUCUCCUGAGUCCACUGAGAGAGGGGGUGCGUCAGCCCGAGAUCCCACAGUCUUGUGCCCCAGUCAAAGAAGAUGAUGUUUUGAAUCUGGUUCACAUGAGAAAGGGCUCAGAUUCUCCUGUUUUGGAGGUUAUAGAGAGGGAUUCCCAAGGAGAGAAGGAGGAAGAUCAAUCAGACGAGGAAACUAUAGAAGCAGAGCUGCCUCGUAAAUAUGACAGAGAAGAUUUAGAGAUCCCAGCUGUGUCUGCAGAGCCCAAACUGAUCCACAAGGCUCAUGAAUUUGACCUCCUGCCCCUCUUGUAUGAGGUUGUGACUGUGACUAAAGGGAAAGAUGUGACAGCGCUCAACCAGGCCUGCACUGGCGUGCUUGAGGUGUCCAACUGCUACGCUCAAGCUGCAAAGGAAGCCUCAGCUGUCGUUGACGCGGUCGAUCGUCAAACGCUGGAAAGCUUCAGAGCAGAGCUGGUGUCACUGACCCCGCUGCUCGUACAGACGGCUCAGGAGACGGCGAUGAGCUCAGCUAUGAGUACUGAGAGCAUCUACAAACACAGCACACAGUUUUCUGACCUUAUUAGCAACACCAGGAAGGUUUUGCUGCCAGUCGCUGGAACUUGGUAUCAUGCUCUUUACAACGAGCUGCAAGGAAAUCUUCAAACAAAAGCAGUUGCUGUUGCACAGACACUAAAUGAUGUCAUGGCUUUGUGUGCUGACGUGGUCCAACUCUUAACUUCAUCUGAUUUGACCUCAAAAAGUGACAGUCAGGAAACCUUCAGCAUUUUGCACAACAAACUGAACAAAGCCCAGAACAACACAAGGUAUCUAGUAGAGUUUUCCACCUCAAUGGAAGGACAGGUGGAUCAGUUAGACGGCUUAUGUAUCCUCUGGGGUCUGUCCAUUCAGAUUCUGCUUAAAUCUCUUGAUAAAAUUUUGGGAACAUCAACUGCGAUGAACCACAUGGGCCCUCAGAAGCAGCUAUCAGUAUUGUCUGAGAAUUCACUACGAAUCCAAGAGGCAGCAAGGCUAACUAGCCUGAACUGUAGAAGUGCUUUCAAAUCCAAACAAUUAACAGGAUAUCAGGAUGAACUUAAAGUGUUGACUGAAGCCUAUAUCAAAGCUGCUGAAGAGCUUGAUUUAAUGACCAAUGUGGUGCAACUUGCAAGAUCAGAGCUCUUACAAAGACAUCUUUUGAUAAAAAUUAGAGUCCUUUCUGGUCAUUUGAGCAAAGCCAAUAAGGAUUAUGACUCUGCUCUUCAAAAUAUCACCAGCAUUGCUUAUUUUGCUGCUGAACACUUCAGAGAGAACAACACAGAAGAUGCAGAGCAGAAAUUUGAAAACGCAGCACAACCUCUUUCUGAAAAUGUAAAGCUUGCAACCAAAAAAGUUGAAGAUUGCUUGAACUACAUCCGUGACCCACACGCCCGCUCUAAUCUGAGGUCUAUCAACGACCACUUGUCUUUCCAGAUCUCUGAUAUAAUCAGCAGAGCGAGACUCAUGGUGGAGACUCACUUCAUAAGUGAUACACUAAGCCUAGAUGUGCAGAUACAGUGCUGGUCUGCCAAAGCUCACUAUGUGACGGAAGAGAUCAGGAAGCAAGACGGGAUCCAUCAAGAGGCUAAGGAGCACAUUAAGGCAGGUCUGCAGGGCAGAACACCUGAGGAUAUCAAAGAUUGGUCAAGUUCAGUCCCAUCUAGAGUCAAAGAAGUGGAGUUUCCCACAGACAUUGCAAUGACUUUCCCCCAGAAAGUUGAUAAAGAAAGAGUAGAUGCUGCAGAACCCAGCAUUCCCAUUAUGGCUGUGGUCGAACAUGUGACUGAAAAUAUGGGGAAAGAUGAUGUUGCAUACAAAGAAGCUUCUUCACUCACCUACACCUCCCUUUUUCUGAAGCAAGAAAGUGACAGCUGGGAUCCCAAGGACAACCGAAUAGUCCAGGUGACCAGGAAGAUGGCUGACACCAUAUGUUACAUGACCCAGUACCUGAAGCAUAAAGGCCCAAUACCGAAUAAAGAGGCAUUUGUAACUGCAGCCAAAGAUGUGAUCUCAAACUGCCAAUCAGUGACUCAGUUUAUCAGGAUCAUUGCCAACCACUGCUUGGAUAAACAGUGCACUGUUGAACUCUCCCUCAUUGUUGAACAGAUUCUCACCAUCACCAACCAGCUCAACAUCAUCUCCAGUGUCAAUGCUGUGACACCAGGCUGUAAAUCAUCCGAUGAGAUCCUGGUGAAGAACGCACAAAAUCUACUCCAGACUGUCCUGCGUGGGGUCCAUGCUGCAGAGACGGCCUGCAUCACAGGGUUGAAGCAGCCUGAGCCAAACUCGGAUGGUGCUGAGGCCACAGCUUUGUGUUUCCAGUGGAGGAGAAAACUGGAGAUCCAUCGAGCCCAGCAGACAUCCAACCCAGAGACUGAUGAGCUGGGUUUGAGGAAAACCUCAUCUCACCCAGUACCACCAAGUCUUGCUCCGUCAGUAAAUGUGACAAAUACCAGCCCAAAACACAAAUAAUAAUAGUGUCCUCCCCAAAACACCCUGAAACAUCUUUCAUCAUAUUGCAUGCAAAAGUAAGAUUCAAACCAUGACUUUUUGUAUUGACAGAAGCAGUCUGACCCUUUACUCAGUCCUUAGUUGAAGCACCUUUGGCAGCAACUACAGCCUCGAGUCUUUUUGAAUAUGCUGCAACAAACUUUGCACACAUGGAAUAGGAAAUGUUCUGCCAUUCUUCUCUCAAGCUCAGUCAGAGUGGACGAGACUGUUGGCGACCAGCCAUUUUCAUGUCUCUCCAGGGAUGAUUUCAAGUCAGGGCUCUGGCUGGGCCACUCAAGGAAAUUCACAGCCACUCCUGUGUUGUCUUGGCUGUGGGCUUAGGGUCAUUAUCAUGUUGGAAGAUGAACCUUAGGCCCAUUCUGAGGUCCUGGGCCCUGCUGAACAGAUUUUCAGUGAUAUCUCUGUACUUUGUUCCACCCAGCUUUCACUCAACCCUGACCAGUCUCUCAGUCCCUGCUGCUGAAAAACACCCCCACAGCAUGCUGCUGUCACCACCAUGCUUCACUGUUGGGAUGGCAUUGGGCAGAUGCCUAGUUUCCUCCAGACAUAAUUAAGGUCGAACCUUCAAAAAGAGGGAUCAGUGAAAGUGAAAGAUUUCUAAAAACAUAAAGUUUGUGAUGGUGAGCUGAAGCAAAGGAAUAAAAUUAAACCACAGUUCAAA
Molecule: messenger RNA, 5304 nt
Organism: Cheilinus undulatus (humphead wrasse)
Lineage: Eukaryota; Metazoa; Chordata; Actinopteri; Labriformes; Labridae
Exons: 8
Coding region: 435-4604 (1389 amino acids)
Biological process (GO): cell-cell adhesion; cell migration
Cellular component (GO): adherens junction; catenin complex
Molecular function (GO): beta-catenin binding; actin filament binding
Source: RefSeq, a predicted model, not a curated record